This is a messenger RNA of Neurospora hispaniola, 5958 nucleotides long. RefSeq lists its product as uncharacterized. Gene Ontology annotation, biological process: regulation of ribosomal protein gene transcription by RNA polymerase II. The record is from RefSeq and is a predicted model, not a curated record. Gene Ontology annotation, molecular function: protein binding; DNA-binding transcription factor activity; sequence-specific DNA binding. The transcript has a single exon. Gene Ontology annotation, cellular component: nucleus. Bases 1 to 5958 code for a protein of 1985 amino acids. Lineage: Eukaryota; Fungi; Ascomycota; Sordariomycetes; Sordariales; Sordariaceae.
AUGUCGGAGCAAGCGAUGACUUCGUCCACACCCUCAGGCGCCGAGAGCGCUCAACCGCAACCGCAACCGCAGGUUCAACAACAACAGCAGCAGCAACAUCAAGAACAGAAACAACAGCCACCACCACCACCUCCUCCUCCUCCUCCUUCUCCUCCCCCUCCUCCUCCUCCUCCACCACCACCUCCACCACAGCCAGAGCCCCAGCCGGCACCCCCUCCACCAGAUACCCCGUCCCAGUCGCAACCGCAGCAGUCAUUACUACAACCACAGCCACAGGUCCUCGAUGCUCCUGCUCACAAGCUCGAUUCCGUUGCCCUCGAAAACGGCAUCAGCUAUACCCUCAACUCGCCCCCACGACCGGCCAUCUCUCCCCUAACCGAUCCAGUUCCCGACCCUCGUACUCGCGAACCUUCCGUACAACCCCUUGAAAGCGAGCUCGAAACGAAUAACGCCGCCGACCAGCCCACGACGAAUGGAAAUGCGCACUCCAACCCAACGAACCGACCGAACACAGACCUCAAAGGUGGCAGGGACACCCCGCAGGCCAUGGGCGUCCGGGCAACUGCAGGUGCAGCAGUAGGAGGAGCAGCAACAACAACCGUAGCAGGAAAUCCUACAAAUUCCACCUCACACUUCUCAGGUCUCGCAAUGGACGGAACUCCAAUAGCUCCCUUCAACACUCAAGCCCCCCCAGCGGUCGACGGUAUGGGCAACAUGGACUUUCCUUCUUCCACCAUGGAUCUCUUACAGUCCCAGAGUGGUCAUAUUCUCAUGAGCUUCCUCCAGUCGCUCUCUGUAACCACCCAGCAACAACAGCUACAGCAGAUACCUCCCCUCCCACCAAAUACCGUCCGUCCGUCGCAGGUCUCGCUGGCCCAGAUGCAGCUCGAUCAAGCCAAUGCCUCGCAUCUGCCACAUAUAACAGCCCAGGGGGGAAUCCAGCCACCCGCCGCCGCCGCCGCUGCAGCCGACGCUUCGCUCGAGUCCUUUGCCAGACUGGAAUUCGCCGACGGUGUCUUCCAAAUGACUACCUAUGCCCUCAUCAUCGGUCGUGACCAACGUGCCUGGAGGUUAGCAAAGAAAGAGGAGCGUCGUGCCGAGCAAUACCAGCGACUGAAAGACGAGUACGAAGCUCAGGGUUUAACCCCACCGGCUCCCCCUUCUGAAGACGCUCGCCGAUUUUCAAAGUCAUAUAUUAGUGAAGAGGGCGGCAUGUUGGGUCCCGAGUCGGAUGAUGAGGAAGAUGAGGAGGGACGCCCGUCAGAUAACCGGGCCCCGAAGAAGCGGAAGAUGAACGGCGGUGUUUCUUUACCUGUGGAUUCGUUCGGUGAAGUGGAGAGCAGUUUGAUGUCUGCUGACCAGACCGUUGAUGAUGGAAAGGGUCCGGUGUCAAACAGGCAAUACGUCUCGCAUACCCCAGGAGCCGCGGCUGUUAAUCUCAGCGCUCUCCGACCCUCUCCACACCACACACCUUUCCUGGGCAUUCAUUCUCCAGGUCCCAACAUUGCUGCCAAGACAAAGGCCAUCUCCAGAGAACAUUUAAAGAUUCAGUUCAACUCCCAGGCUGGCGUCUUUGAAGCCAUUCCUCUGCACAAGAAUGGCUUCUUCUGUGAAGAUGUCCACUACAGCCACGACAAGGUGGUUCUCAAAAGCGGAGACCGUCUUCAAGUCAAGGAUGUCGAGUUUGUCUUUAUCAUCAAUGGUGUAGCUGAAGGCAAGACCGGUGCUGAAGAGUAUGAACCAGAAGAGACACCCGCGAGGAGAUACUCAGAAGGCGGAAAAGAGAUGAGUUUCGAUUUUGAGAGCAUUCACGACGUCGACAGGCGUAGCACCAGUCCUGAAGACAAUGAGGUGCCCAUGUCCGUCGAUCCUGACCGAGACGACAGCCAAAGUGAGCUAUCAGAACCUCCGGACGAAGAUAUUCUUCUGCCCGACGCGCCGGAUCAUGUCAUGGAAACGGUUGAGAAGGAAGAGGCCGAAGAAGAUGACGACGAUGAAGCCCGGUCUCAGUCUCAGUCUGUGAAACCUGAGCCAAGGCCAGAAUUCCCCGACAUGUCCAGCGUACCACUGAUGGACCCCCCCAAGAAACGAGGUCCCGGAAGACCGCCCAAGAACGGCAUCAUGUCCAAGAGGGAAGAGCGACUUCGGAAAAAGCAGGCCAUGGAGCUCGCUAAAAAGAACCAACCGCCUCAGCCGCCUGGUGAGCCGCCCAUCAAGCGCAAAGUCGGUCGACCGAGGAAGCAUCCCCUUCCUGAGGAUGCCCCGGAUAGACCUGAGAAGCGCAAGUAUAAACCGCGCAAGAAGAAUGGAGAAGAGGGCGAUGCCUCUGACGCCGAAAAAACCAUCAAAGAGAAGCGGCGCGAGAAACCCAAGACGCCUCCGCUCGAGCUGCGCAGGGAGGACUAUACCGAGGAACAGCUGCAGAAGCCAAACAAGAACUACGGCGUCCUGAUCGACGAAGUUUUGUCUGCCGCACCGGACGGGCUCACACUCAAGCAAAUCUACAAACGCAUUCAGCUGAAGUAUCCCUUCUAUUACUUCAACGUGGAUACCAAAGGGUGGGAGAGCAGUGUCCGGCACAAUCUUAUUGGGAACGAUGCGUUCAAGAAGAACGAGGAGACUCACCUCUGGAGCCGCGUCCCCGGAAUCGAUAUUGAUGCUGGAAAGAAGCGCAAGGCACCCUCCCCUGACCACGCCUCCUCCUUGCAUAACUUCGGCCAGCAUUACGCACCGCAACCCAUGCCUCCUCAUCCUGGCAUGUACCACGGAGAGCACGGGGUCCAACAAAGCUAUCAUCCAGGUACUGUGGGCCAACGACCGAGCUAUGUCACUACCGGACAGCCAGGAGCCAGCCAGCAUCCGCCUCAGCAUCUUCAAACUCCCCAGCCCGGCGUUCCGCCUCAGCAGCCUCCCCGGCCAGCCUACCAGGCUGCUACUCAAACAAGUCCACCAGCACAGGCCCAAGUGUAUGGUACGCCGCCGACCGCAGCACGCCAAAUGUCAGGUACACCAGCCGCGACAUAUCCGUCGCCAUACGUACCAAGACCUCCCAUGCCUACUGUUGCGGCACAGUCUGGUGCCACUCCCCACAGCAUGGCCAGGCAGCAUUCUCUCCCAGUCAGCGGUCCAAGUCAGGCAAACGGUGUCCCACGGGUCAAUCCACCACCCGCUACUGCAAAUACCGGAGUACCGGUUGCCGGCGGGGCUAGGCCGGCUCAGCAAGCUACGCCAACAGCGAAUACUACGGCGCCAGUGCGGCUCAAGCCAGUUAUCGCGCCAGAGCUCAUCUCGUGGCUUGAGAGCUUCAAGGUAACGGUUGAAAAGCUGGAAUACAUCCAGAAAACGUCAAAGUUUCCGCAGAUCCUUGCCAUGUCUGUCAUCAAUCGUGGGUUGAAGUUAACCACGAAAAGCAUGAUACCUGAUGAGGAAUCACUGGAGUUGGUUGUGCUCCGUGUCUUUGAGGAGCGGAUUCAAGGCACCAGCCACAAGUCGCUUGAUCCAGAUUUGCUGCAGACUCUACUCACCUUCAAGGCCACUAUGGUGAGCACUUUGGAGGCCAAACUGGACUCACAGAAGGCCGAGUGCUUGGUUCUCUCAGCUAUCGAUCAAGUUCUCGGCCUGGCUGACAAGACUAUUACGCGAGGAACGGAGUCUGAGAUGCGGGAGUUCAAUAACGCUGAAAAGGUUUUGAUUCCUGCUAUCAGAAUGAAAGUGGCAGAAUGGCAACGGAAACAGGUAGCCGCAACACCACCAGCACCAGUUCAUGCGACAGCAACGCCAGGCGCACUACCCGCUAACCAUCAUACAAUGGCCCCUGCGACAGCCCCUAGCCCGGCUCAAAGAAUUGCUACACCGAGCGCGACCCAGCGAGCCAACCCGCCGGGCGGCAAUUCUUCAGCAGUUCCCCGAAGCAUCACAGCCGCAGCUCCCGCUCCUACUCCGGCCCCAUUGCUUCCUAGGGCUGCACCCAUCUCCGGGCACCCUAUCGCACCCUCAACGGUUAACAACACGAACACCGCAAUGGGAGCUCGACCUGUGCCCGCCGCUGUCCCGGGACCCCAAAUAGGUGUUCACACGGGGGCUGCUAUAGGAGUCACUGCCCCUGUUUCUAGAAGCCCGCCUGUCACUCAUGGUGUUGUUACUGCAGCUCCCACUACCACGCCCCGGAGCAAUCUGGCUGCCUCUGUCCCAGCAGGCUCGAUGGCCCAACAAACUUAUUCCGGGGCACCAGUGGGGUCAGGUAAUGCAUCUGUCUCCAGAGCUCCUCCUUCCACUGCGGCUCCGACUGCGCCGACGUCUGUCCCGCCGGUGUCUUCCACCGUUCGUCCAAUGUCCUACGUGCCAACCGGCCCUCCGGGCUUGACAGCGCCUCCCACAGCUUCCUCGGGAGCGAGUGCCGGGUACGCUAGACCUGCCAAUGCUUCCACAAUGCCAGCGCCCACCUCUGGACAGGCGGCGAUGACAUCGGCUGUCCCUCAAAGUGUACCUUCUCCAAGACCUUCGUCUUUGAAAAUGGGAGUUCCUGCAAUUGCCGCUGCCUCAACCUCAAGGCCUGCAUCUGGGGUCUAUAAUCCUCCAGCAUCAUCACUUGCGCCUUCCACCCAUAAGAGUAUGCCAUCAGCAGUUCCCACAACUGCUUCUGGAGCCGUCUCAUCAACUGUAUCUAGCCUUGCGGCGACUCCUUUGCCGCCAUCAACUCCUCGAUAUGGCCCGUCCAAAAACGCCACACCGACGAUUCCAGCAGCAGCUAUUCCUCGAGCUCCUUUACCAGCCGCUUCAUCAGUGUCUGCUCCAGUCACCGGUCAGCCAUCAUUCUCUGCACCGGCAUCGGUACCCACACCACCGACAAGUGUAGCCUCUCAAGGAGCUCAGCCACUCUCUCAGCUAGUCGGUCCAGCUCCAGCUAUCUCUAGCUCUAUUGGGGCUACUCCGGCUGCUUCGAUUCCCUCUUCGGCGCCUGCUGCCUCGGCUCCUGUUACUUACCCAGGUCCCCAACAAGCUUCUGCUGCUGCUGCUCGGCUUCCUGUCACUUCAGCUCCUGCUGCACAUACGAUUGCUCAGUCGGUUGCUCAGCCGGUCGCCCGGCCGGUUACCCAAUCCCCUGUCCAGUCGGUUGCACAGCAUGUGACUUCCAGUCAGGCUUCCACCACGGCUGCCCAUCCAGUCGCACAGUCGGUCCCUCGGCCUGUUAGUUCCAAUCCUACUUCAGCUGCUCCGGUGGCGGCUGUCGGUACGGCUCAAGUUGCUUCAGUGCCUACUGUUACACAGCCAGCUCCUCACCGGGCUCUCUCAUCAGUUUCUCAGUCGCUUCCUCAGUCGGUUCCUCACGCAGCUCAUCAGGCAGCUCACCAGACUCCCCACUCAGCUUCUCGGCCAGUUCCUCAGUCAGUUCCCCAGUCGGUCUCCCAGGCAACUCAGGCGGUACCCCCGCCGAGCACUUCAGCUCUUACCCCAACUGCCCAACCAGGCCCAGUUUCUCCAGCUGUUUCUGGGUCUGGAGUCCCAGCUCCUUCUGCCGCUCAGUCCGUUGCUCCGGCUCCGGUCAGCUCCACUCCGGUCCCAGCUGCGACCGUAACUCCGGCUCCCACGGUAGCUGCUGCUUCAGCUCCUACUCGCGUUACAGCUGCACCUGCUGCAUUGUCUGCGGCUACGAAUCCCGCUCCUGUUCCCAGUCAACCUCAACACCAAAUAACGGGUCAGGCGCCAGCACAGCAGCAGAGACCACCAGCACAGGCUCAGGCCCCGGCUACACCGAUUAUUACCUCUGCGGCACCUCCCCGGCCUCCUACUCUAGCUCCUCCACCUCCUCCACCUCCUCCGCCGCCUAGUGUAGCUCCUCCGCCUCCGCCGCCUACUGAAGAUCCACCUCCACCACCUCCUCCUCCACCUCCUGCUGAAGCGCCUCCCCCACCGCCACCAACUCCUCUUAUGCCGACUUCGGCAAGCAGUGCUUCUUAG